AUGGAUUUUUAUUUGGAGAUUGAUCCAGUUACCUUGAACCUGAUCAUACUGGUUGCUAGCUAUGUCAUCCUGCUUUUGGUUUUCCUGAUUUCUUGUGUGCUGUAUGACUGCAGAGGGAAAGACCCAAGCAAGGAGUACGCUCCAGAGAUUCCAGCGGAAACCCAGCCUCCGAUCCGGCUUGUUGUGAUGCAGCAAGGAUCCGGCAGCACCCGCUGGGCAAAAGAACUGGUCCCUGCUUAUGAAAAUGCCUCAGGUCCAGCAGGGAAAAGGACUACAGUGGUUUAA
This is a messenger RNA of Varanus komodoensis (Komodo dragon), 285 nucleotides long. RefSeq names its product small integral membrane protein 36-like. The transcript has a single exon. Bases 1 to 285 code for a protein of 94 amino acids. Lineage: Eukaryota; Metazoa; Chordata; Lepidosauria; Squamata; Varanidae. The record is from RefSeq and is a predicted model, not a curated record.